UGCAAAUUAAGUUUAUAGUUUCUGAAAUUUCUCUCUUUUUUUGAUUUCCAAAUCCUCAAAAUACAAAUAUCUUUAUGGCGAUCAUUGAAGGGAUUCUUACUAAUGGUGUAACAGAAAUAUUAAAAAAAUUGGUUCUCAUUAUUUCCCAAGAGAUUAAUUUGGCAUGGGGUGUCAAAGAUGAACUGAAAAAUCUUCAAGACACUUUAGAGAUGAUUCUUGCUGUGCUAGCUGAUGCGGAGAAGAGGCAAGUGACUGAAGAAGUUGUAAGACUUUGGCUGAGAAGGCUUAAAGAUGUUGCUUAUGAUGCGGAUGAUGUGAUGGAUGAGUUUUCCUACGAAACCAUGCGUAUGUGCGUAAGGGGGAACAACUUGAAGCAUAAGGCUCGUGAUUUCGUUUCAUCUGCCAACCCACUUGGAUUUCAUUACCAGAUGUCCAGGAAAAUCAAACAUAUCAAUCAGAGGUUAGAUGCAAUUACCAAAGAUAUGAGUAGUUUUCACUUGCAAACUACACCUGCUAGCUCUAUUCUCCCUGAAGAAAUCACCGAGCACCGGAGCCAACAAACCGCAUCCUCUGUUAAUGAGUCGGACAUUAUAGGACGGGAGGAUGAAAAGGAAAGAAUAAUUAAUAUGCUAACCGAAGUCAUCCCAUCAUCAUCUGGUAGCAAUCCAGAAAAGGUCUCUGUCAUAUCCAUAGUUGGGAUGGGAGGACUUGGUAAAACAAGUCUAGCUCAGCUCGUCUACAAAGAUGAGUUGGUAAAUAAGCAUUUUGAGCUAAAGAUAUGGGUGCAUGUAUCUGAAGAUUUUGAUGUGGAAAAGCUCUUAACAAAAAUUAUGGAGUCCUCAACUCAGAAUAAGUUUGAUACUUUAUCAAACUUCGACGUACUAGUAAAUAAAGUUCGAGAACAACUAAAUGGGAAGAGAUAUUUGCUAGUACUUGAUGAUUUAUGGAACGAAAUUUCCGAGAAAUGGGAGAGACUCUGUAGCCCCUUGCUUGUUGGUGCUGAAGGAAGUAAAAUAUUAGUCACUACUCGUAAAACUCAGGUUGCAAAUGUUGUGAAGCUGAGUAUUCCUCCUUACAAAUUGGAAAAAUUACAAGAUGAUACAUGUUGGUCUAUUAUUGAGAGAAAAGCAUUUGGUCCGGGUGGAGCGCUAAAGACGACAAACAUGACUAGAAUAGGGCGAGAGAUAGCAAGAAAAUGCAGCGGUUUACCACUUGCAGCAAAGUUCCUGGGAGGUCUAAUGCGCUCAAGAAAUGAAGAAGGCAAUUGGUUGUCUAUUCAAGAAAAUGAUAUUUGGAAUACACCAGAGAGUCAAAGCAAUAUCAUGCCAAUACUAAAAUUGAGCUAUGAUAACUUGUCCCCCGAGUUGAAACAAUGUUUCUCCUACUGCUCUAUAUUUCCCAAAGAUUGGGAGAUAAGUAGAGUAGAACUUGUUCAGCUAUGGAUAGCAGAAGGAUUUCUGAACGCUUGUAAAGUGGGGAACGGAAAAUCGAUUGAAGACGUUGCGAAUGAAUAUUUUGAGAGUUUGAUAUGGAGUUCAUUUUUAGAUGGUGUGCAAAAGAAUUUAUUGGAUGACAUAAAGACAUGCAAGAUGCAUGAUCUCGUCCAUGAUCUCGCACAAGCUGUUUUUGGGGAUCAGGAACUGGCGUCUCUCAAGGUGAGUGAGUUGAAUCAUAUUUCUAAAAUACGUCGGUUACAGUUAAUAUCAGAUGUAGAUUUAUCACUAUCAACAUUUCUGAAACGCUUAAGUAAUGCUAAGAAGUUGCGGACACUUUUUAUCCCUCAAAGUUCAAACCUCAUGGAUCCUUUUAUACUCUUCGAAAAUAAUCACUUACGUGUCUUACAUGUGGGUAGUGGUUUAGCAAAUUAUAGUGCUCGUCCAAAGUGGCGUUCUUUGGGUAUGCUAAAACAUUUAAGGUACCUCCGCCUCACCAGUCUUGAUCUUAGGGAAGUAAAGAAUGAUCAAUCUAUCAACAAACUUUAUAAUUUGGAGACGUUGGUGUUGAAUAACAUGGGUAUCGGUGUUCAAAUUCUUCUUAGGAACAUUCAAGCAUUACAAAAACUAAGAUAUCUUGAAGUCUCUUUCACGGAUAUGGUAGAACUACCUGAUUCUGUCACAAGCCUUUUUAAUUUGCAAACAUUGGAUCUCAAGAAUUGCGAAUUAAAAGUCAUUCCUGACUCUAUCUCUGGUCUAAAAAAUCUAAGAUUUCUAAAUCUGUCAUUCAACCCAAUUGAAGAAUUACCUGCUUCUGUCGCCACCCUCUCCAAUUUGCAAACAUUAGACGUCAACACUUGCAGAAACUUAAAAGCCUUACCAGAGUUUGUGGCAGGUCUUAGCAAUCUGAGGAUAUUUGGUUUCAAAAACUGUCCAUUACUGAAAGCAUUACCAGGAGAUAUCGGAGAAUUAACCCAAUUAAGGUCCCUUGAUCUAGAAGGUACCCAGGUCGAAGUAUUACCAGAGUCUUGUGCUAACCUGAUCAACCUUGAGUUUCUUUAUCUUUUCAACUGUGAGCUUCCCAAAGAUGUCAAAAAUUGGACAAAACUUAGAAUAUUUAUGUACAACUGGAGAAGUUAUGGCCCGAUGAUAUUGGGGGUCGGGAAACUAGUUCGCGUUAAAAAGUUGACUUACUCGGUGCCGGCAAAACUAGUAAAUGAAGCUGAAAGAAGUAACGUGCAUGGUAUUGAAGAGUUAGGAAGUCUGAACUUUCUUGAGAUGCUUGCUAUUAUAAAUCUUAGGAACGUGAAAGACCCAACAGAUGCUGCGAGAGCAAAUUUGAAAGGAAAACAGAACCUUUGUCAACUGAUACUAAGUUGGAAUGAAACAGAAGAUGAAGAAGACGAGUCGGGUAUGAUGAGUUGGGACAAGAAACAGUUGAAUAAUCUUCGAGUAUUUGAAGCUCUCCAACCUCCCACGAGUUUGAGAUAUCUGAUGAUACGAAAUUUCAUGGGGAGUGACUUUCCCAAGUGGAUGUGUGCUCUUCCAUCUGGUACUCUUCCUCAUUUGGAUAUGCUGGUGCUUGAUAACUGCAAGGGAAUUAAACAACUUCCAGCAGAAGCUAUUCGGCAGCUGCCGCGUCUCAGGUUUCUUGAGCUUGGAGGAAUGUCUUUGAAGAGUUUGGAUAUUGGCGGAUUUCCUUCCUUAGUUCAACUCAAACUUACUGAUAUGUUCUUUCUAGAAGAGUUGUGUGAUUCAUUUCCAUCUUAUCUUCAGGAUCUGAGGAUUAGUGGCUGCAAAAGUUUAGCGAAAAUCCCUUCAUUUCCUUGUCUGUUGUAUUUGGAAUUAAAGAAGGUCGACCCCAAGCUAGUAUGCUCAGUUGUUCAGACAUCUCUCACACAACUAUUUUUGGUGAAUAUUGAGGAGCUUAUAUACUUCCCUACAAGCAUACUCCAAAACAAUCGCAAUCUUCUAGUUCUGGUAAUUGACGGGUGCAAACAGUUCGAAGGCUUUGGUGAAAAUGAUGAUGGGAAUGAUGAGAACGUGGUUGCUACGUUUGGCUCACUUCAGAAAUUGCGAUUUUACGACAGCCCAGUUCUUAAGCAUCUUCCUCCGAAUUUACGAGGGUGGACUUCACUUCAGACGUUAGUCAUCUUCAACUGCCCACAAGUGAAGGAGUUUCUUACCUAUGAUCUCAAAUCCCUCUCGUUUCUCCAUUACCUGUUUGUAGAUUUUAUUCAAAGAGACGAACAGCGAGGAGGAGAUCCAUCUAGUAUAGACAACUUGAUUAAUUUGAUGAAGAACUAGCGGGUUACUACCACUCUCUUUUUCUCUCCUUAUAAUUUCAUAUGAUUGUAUAUUCAAUGAUCAUCACUAACUCUGGCUCCCGAAUUGAUCUUCAGGGUUGGUUAAUUUUAUUCUAGUACUUCCUAGAAUGCUUAAAGCUGAAUUACGUGGAAAAUUUGCUUCACGUACGUGUUUCCUUGAA
Papaver somniferum (opium poppy) is the source of this 3921-nucleotide messenger RNA. Its product is annotated as putative disease resistance protein RGA3. The transcript has a single exon. The coding region runs from base 75 to 3740 and encodes 1221 amino acids. Gene Ontology annotation, molecular function: protein binding; ADP binding. Gene Ontology annotation, biological process: defense response to other organism. NCBI's taxonomy places the organism in Eukaryota, Viridiplantae, Streptophyta, Magnoliopsida, Ranunculales, Papaveraceae. The record is from RefSeq and is a predicted model, not a curated record.